Panicum virgatum (switchgrass) is the source of this 1392-nucleotide messenger RNA. RefSeq names its product putative serine/threonine-protein kinase-like protein CCR3. Gene Ontology annotation, biological process: protein phosphorylation; cell surface receptor signaling pathway. The record is from RefSeq and is a predicted model, not a curated record. Gene Ontology annotation, molecular function: protein serine/threonine kinase activity; ATP binding. Lineage: Eukaryota; Viridiplantae; Streptophyta; Magnoliopsida; Poales; Poaceae. The transcript has a single exon. Bases 1 to 1392 code for a protein of 463 amino acids.
AUGUGGGACGGGAUGGUGGCCAACGCGGCGGCGGUCGCGCAGGUCGCCGGCGUCGACCCCCUCGGUCUCAUCUCCAAGAUCCGGCAGGCGGCACUGACGGCCCGGCAGAACCGCAGGGACUGCGAGCACCUAGCCCGCCGCGCCGGCAUGCUCGCCGAGCUGCUGCCGUGCCUGCGGGACCCGGAGGCCGCGGGGACGCUGGCCGGGCUGGGCGACACGCUCGCGGAGGCGCACGACCUCGUCGUGUCCUGCCAGGGGCGGGGCCGCGCGCACGAGUUCUUCACCGCCUCCAGCAAGGCCGAGCGGUUCAGGGACGUCGAGAGGAAGAUCGAUUCCUACCUCCUGCUCGUCCCCGUCAUCAGCCACAUCGGCAUUGCCCGCCGCCUUGAUGGUGGGGUCGCGCCGCCGCCGCCGAGCUCCCACUCCCUGAGGACCCAGCCGGAUGUAGGGGAUAAGGAGUUCACGCUGGCGGAGAUCACGGCGGCCACGAGCAACUUCGCCGUCGUGCUCAGCGACGACGGCGACUCCGGAACGGUGUACUGGGGCAGGCUUCGCGACGGGCAGGAGGUGGCCGUCAAGCGGCUCAAGCCCGGGUGUCGCGGCGCCGAGGACGCCUUCGGCACGGAGCUCGCCAUCCUCGCGCCGCUCCGCCACGACCACAUCGUCCGCCUCCUGGGCCGGUGCGCCGAGGGCGCGGAGCGCGUCGUGGUCACCGCCUACGCGAGCAACGGCUCCCUCCGCGACCACCUGCACGGCCGCCGGGCGUCCUCGUCGUCCCCAGUGACGGCGUCCUGGGAGGCGCGCGUCCGGGCGCUGCUGGGCGCGGGGCGCGCCGUCGAGCACCUGCACCGCCGCGCCGUGCCGCUCGUCAUCCACCGCGGCGUCACCUCCUCCAGCGUCCUCCUGGACGCCGCCUGGGCGCCGCGCCUGACCGGCUUCGUCGCGGCCGUGUGGCGGGCCGCCGGCGUGGAGUCCCAGCCCGUGGAGCCCGUCGCCGGCGCCGCCGCGGGCGGGUACGCGGACCCGGAGUACCUCCGCACGGGCCGGGUGAAACCGGCGAGCGACGUGUACAGCCUCGGCGUGGUGAUGCUGGAGGCGCUGACGGGGAACCCCGCCGUCGUGACGGUCUGGGAGGAUGGGAGCAAGAGCAUGGCCACCAUGACCCUGGCGUCGUUCGCGCUGCCGAGCAUCCAGGCCGGGAGGCUGGUGGACGUGCUCGACAGGCGCCCGGUGGCGGCGCCGACCGCGCGGCAGCUCCAGCCGCUGGAGCUGGUGGCGAGCGCGGCGGCGCGCUGCCUGUGUCUGCGCGGGGAUAACCGGCCGGCCAUCUCGGAGGUCGUCGCCAACCUCGAGCAGGCCCUCGAGCUCAUUUGCAGACAUGGACAUUUUUAG